UGGUUUACAGUCGAUGUUACUCAUUGUAAUAUUAAAUAAGUAUUGAAUUGGACGAAGGAAUAUCAGCCGUGAUUAUUGUCUUAUUUGGUGAAAAAAGAAGAAGUAUGUCACGAGUGAUCGAGCUACUCAAAUCAGCUUCGCGUUUCAUGGCUGCUAGCUCAAGAGGAAAAAGUGCAAUGGAUACGCUGUGCAAGCGGAAUCCACAACAGGUAACUCCAGAAGAAUGGAGGAAAGUUCUAAGUCCUUUGGAAUAUAGUGUUGCUCGAGAGGGUGGUACCGAAAAACCGUUCUCAGGAAAAUUUGACAAACACUUCGAGCCCGGGUUGUAUGUCUGUCGCUGCUGUGGAGCACAACUUUUCAAAUCAGACGCUAAGUUCGAAUCGCACUGCGGCUGGCCAGCUUUUUCAAAAUCCGUGGACAACGAUUUGAACAUAGUGAGGUUAAAGGAUACUUCAAUGGGAAUGGAGCGUGUUGAGGUGCGGUGUAAACAGUGUAAUGCUCAUUUGGGCCAUGUUUUCGAUGAUGGACCGAAGGAAACUGGUGAACAUUACUGCAUAAAUAGUUGUUGCAUUGAUUUUAAGAAGUAAUUUUGUUGAGGUGUCACUCAGGGAGUUACCUAACUAAAUAGUGAUAAAAAAUGUAUAACCCUGCUGAAAAGACAAUGAGCAAGAAAAUCUUGUCAUUAUAGGUUUCACUUUAGAAAUAUGAUUGAA
Molecule: messenger RNA, 713 nt
Organism: Loa loa (African eye worm)
Lineage: Eukaryota; Metazoa; Nematoda; Chromadorea; Rhabditida; Onchocercidae
Product: peptide methionine sulfoxide reductase msrB
Exons: 5
Coding region: 105-587 (160 amino acids)
Biological process (GO): protein repair; response to oxidative stress
Cellular component (GO): cytoplasm
Molecular function (GO): peptide-methionine (R)-S-oxide reductase activity
Source: RefSeq, a predicted model, not a curated record